Messenger RNA from Entamoeba dispar SAW760, 1092 nucleotides. RefSeq lists its product as uncharacterized. The transcript has a single exon. The record is from RefSeq and is a predicted model, not a curated record. NCBI's taxonomy places the organism in Eukaryota, Evosea, Mastigamoebida, Endamoebidae. Bases 1 to 1092 code for a protein of 363 amino acids.
AUGGAUGAAGAUGAUGUAUUUUUUGUUGAUGAAGAAAGUAGGGUACAAGAAGAAAAAAAACAACAAAAAUUAGCUAAAGAAGGAAUAAAACAAAAGAAAAACUGCAAACUGUAUUACCUUACUAUUGAUUCUUCUAUUUUAAAACAUCAAAAAGAUUUUUUUGUAUUAAUAAAGUCUCAACUUGAACAACAACAAUUUCUGAAUGAAGAAUUAAGAAAUAUGCCAAUGCAAUUUACUUCAUUUAUUAAUUGGAUAAAAGAAAUAAAUUUUGUUAGAGUAGUAUUAAUUAUUACAAAUACUUCUAAACUCCUUAAAAAUAAUAUUGAAUUAUUUUAUGAAAUUACAGACGCGUUUCUUACUUUAUUAGAUAACAAUCAUUUAACAGUAAUAUUUACUGCUCUUUCUGAUGAUAUCUUUGCUGAUAAAAAAAUUUCUUCAAGAAUUACAUUUGGUAGAGAUCCACUUAUACUUAAAGGUAUUUCUUCUCCUGAUGAAAUGAAAUCAUUUCUUUUAAAAACAACAUCAAUUAAUUCUAAUGAGUGUUGGAAUACAUUUACUCAAUCAAUAUUUAAUGAUAAAGAUAUUAAUGACUUAUUUCAAUUAUGUAUUACUAUUAAUCCAAUACGAAAUAUUGCUAUUCAUUUACUCCAAAUAAAUCAAAUUAAGUUAAUUCAUUCAGAUAGUUCUUUUAUUUCAUUUAAAAUUCUUACAUUAUUAUAUCCUCAACCAAUUUGGAAUUUAACUCCAUACCAAUAUGUUGUAUUAAUUGGAUUAAACCGACUUUCACAAAUAUCUUCCUCUCCAAUUAUUUUAGUAUCAGACUUAUGUGAUUUUCUCUUUAAAAAUACAAAAAAUAUUAAUUUGUUACAAAAUAUUAAACAAUCAUUUUAUUCAUUAAAAGAUUAUCAUUACCAAAUUUUAUUAGAAUUACAAACAAUUGGUCUUGUUACUGUAAAUAUUAAGAAAUCAACUGUUAAUUUAGAAAUUACUCAAUUAACAAUCAAUGAUAUUACAACAUCACUUAAAUCUAAUCCUCUUUUUAAAGAAUUAAUAGAUUGGAAUAAUAAUCUUAACUUAGUUUUCCAAAAAUGA